Lentinula edodes (shiitake mushroom) is the source of this 651-nucleotide messenger RNA. RefSeq lists its product as uncharacterized. NCBI's taxonomy places the organism in Eukaryota, Fungi, Basidiomycota, Agaricomycetes, Agaricales, Omphalotaceae. The record is from RefSeq and is a predicted model, not a curated record. The coding region runs from base 65 to 541 and encodes 158 amino acids. The transcript has 3 exons.
CUCGUUGCCUCCACGCAUUUUUAUACACGCGAACGCAUACAAUUACAUCUUGGCAUAUUGAAAGAUGCCACCAAAAGGUGAUAACAAAACCAAGCCUGUCGUGUUGCAUAGUAAUCAUUCAUCUACUAUGGAUGAGUUUGGAAAGGAUAUCGAUCCGCUCAAUAUCUGCGAUGGCUUUGACCAAGAUAGUCCUAUCUUUUCAUAUGCUGAUGUUGAUGAACUAAGAGAAACCAGGGGAAGCCUUAACUCAUAUAAGAAAGAAUGUUAUAGCGGAUUGGGGCGCAUUCAUACUGAGAUAGGCGCUUUGAAAACUGAAAACCGUGAGCUGGAGGAAAGACUACGCGAUGGGAAGAUGCAUCUCAGAUAUUUACAAAGAAAGAAGCACUCAAUGACAGACAACCCAAAACAUCCUACAAAACGUAGAAGAUCCAAUACAAACAAAGAUACUGUUCUAAAAAACCUCACUGCAAGUUGCCACCCAAGUGAAAGGUGUCUGAUUUUAUUGGAUGUACAAUGGCUGACUCUAAGACUUCAGCUAUAACUAUCUCUGCACAUCUCCUCCGAAAGGAUAGUGCCCAAGUUUAUACGAAGGGACAAAAAUAUGUUCAAAUUUUACCACAAGAAAUGACGCAAUUCGUUCCAUCGUACGCA